Anolis sagrei ordinatus is the source of this 5771-nucleotide messenger RNA. It is a transcript of the gene PPFIA4, whose product is annotated as PTPRF interacting protein alpha 4. Lineage: Eukaryota; Metazoa; Chordata; Lepidosauria; Squamata; Anolidae. Gene Ontology annotation, molecular function: protein binding. Gene Ontology annotation, cellular component: presynaptic active zone. Gene Ontology annotation, biological process: synapse organization. The record is from RefSeq and is a predicted model, not a curated record.
GCGCGAGAAGGAGGGGCGUGGCCUCGCGCGAGCCACUACACAGCCGCCACUUAGCCGCUGUGCUGUGAGGGAGCCUUUCUCUCCCUUUUCCUUCCACGAAGCCGGCGGUGAGUGGCGGUGUUCAUCUGAGGGGCGCCGUCAGGCAGGUCCUACACAAAGAAUGAAAGAUGAAGAGCCUUUGGCAAACAUGUAACUUUCUAUGGAAAAUAUCCAAUUUGCCCGGUGCCACUUGAGACUUCAGAAGCUGUUGGUUGAACCAUCCAAGAUGAUCUUUUAUUAAUGCUCUCGGGAAAAGGGAAAUGUUUCAUAGCUUUUCUAACAUCUUUGAAUCUCUCAAGACAGCACUGAAGCUCAUGCUGAAAGAAAGCAGUUUAUUUUUCUGAACAACAUAGAUCCCAUGCCAUGGCUGGUGACAAUCACUGAAGAGAUUUGAAAGAUACCGUUCUUGGAAUGACUCUCACAGAACCAUACUGUCAGUUCAGUCUGGGGACCUUGCUGGCCUUAAUUUCUUCAUAUGUUCAACAUUAAUAAUGCUGUGAUGAUUUAUCAAAUUUUGUAAAGGGUGAUGUAAGCUUCAUUUAUUUGUUUGCAUAGGGAAAUGGAAGGUUUACGGACCUUACCGUGUGGUGUGCAUAUGUCAGCUGCUAUAUGCUACGAUGGGUUGCAAUAACCAUGUGACUGUAGCUUGCUGCUUCAAUAGCUUUAAGACGCAUUUUGAAAAGGACAUUCCUGCCAAAUUCUGAGCUUUCUGUAUCACAGGGCAUUUCCCAAGUGUUGCCAUGAUGUGUGAGGUAAUGCCUACCAUCAGUGAGAGUGACCCCUUGGGGUCACAGCCUGGCUCUGAUUCUGAUGCCAACUUUGAACAGCUGAUGGUGAACAUGCUUGAUGAGAGAGAUAAGCUCCUAGAGACGCUUCGGGAAACACGUGAGACUCUGUCUGUGACUCAGGGCCGGCUACAGGAGACCUUGCAUGAGCGAGACCAGUUACAGAGGCAACUGAACUCUGCUCUACCUCAGGAAUUUGCAACUCUGACCAGGGAACUCAAUGCAUGCCGAGAGCAGCUGUUGGAAAGGGAAGAGGAAAUCUCAGAGCUGAAAGCAGAGCGUAAUAACACAAGGCUUUUGUUGGAACACCUGGAGUGCUUGGUCUCAAGGCACGAACGCUCUCUGAGGAUGACUGUGGUGAAGCGACAAGCCCAGUCACCAUCUGGAGUCUCCAGUGAAGUUGAAGUUCUAAAAGCACUGAAAUCUUUGUUUGAACAUCAUAAAGCACUGGAUGAGAAGGUGAGAGAGCGUCUACGGGCAUCACUGGAACGAGUAGCUACCUUAGAAGAACAGCUGUCUAGUGCCCAUCAGCAGAUAAGUGCCCUCCAGCAAGGCCUCUCCCAGAGGGAAGCACCUGUGGGAGAGGAUGAAAAAAAGCCUGAAGGCAAGGAACUGGGGCAGAAAAAACUUUGGAAGAGACUCCCUAAUGGCUCUGUACAUGCAGAUGACGAGGCAAGCCGUACUGUGGAACUGCAAGAACUUCUAGAAAAGCAAAACUUUGAGCUCGCACAAGCUAAAGAACGGCUUGUUGCUCUUGCUGCCAGUGUUGCUGAGUUGGAAGAAGAUCUAAGCACUGCCAGGAGAGAUCUAAUCAAAUCAGAAGAAAUGAGCAGCAAGUACCAGAGGGAUCUACGAGAGGCUUUAGCACAGAAAGAAGAUAUGGAGGAGAGGAUCACCACUCUGGAGAAGCGCUAUUUGGCAGCCCAGAGAGAAGCCACUUCCAUUCAUGACCUCAAUGACAAACUGGAAAAUGAGCUGGCCAACAAAGAGUCUCUCCAUCGUCAGUGUGAGGAAAAGGCGCGUCACCUCCAGGAGCUUCUAGAACUGGCAGAGCAGAAGCUGCAGCAGACAAUACGGAAAGCUGAGACAUUGCCUGAGGUGGAGGCAGAGUUAGCCCAAAGGAUAGCAGCACUCACCAAGGCAGAGGAAAGGCAUGGCAGUAUUGAAGAACGGCUGCGUCAGCUGGAGACUCAAUUGGAGGAGAAGAACCAAGAAUUGGCAAGGGCUCGUCAGCGGGAGAAAAUGAAUGAGGAGCAUAACAAGCGACUGUCUGAUACUGUGGACAGACUUCUGAGUGAAUCCAAUGAACGGCUUCAGCUUCAUCUAAAAGAGCGAAUGGCAGCUCUUGAAGAGAAGAACACAUUGUUGCAAGAAUUGGAAAAUACUCAAAAGCAGAUCGAGGAACACCAGCAUGACAAGAGGAGGCUGUCAGAUGAGAUUGACAAACUGAGAUUAGAAAUGGAUCAGUUAAAGACAAGAAGUGGAUCAUUUCUUGAUAGUGUACAUACAAGAUCCCUUGUUGGAAGUACCCCAGAUCUCAGAUAUCCCCUCAGUAACAUGGUCCAUGUAACACCUGAGCCCUUUGGAACACCUUCCAGCCUUCACCGAGCACCAAAAAGCCGAUUUGCAGCUCUGCGGGAAGAACCUUCCAAGGAUUGGGAGAUUGCCCAGCCAAGUGGGGUCCUAGCCACCACAGCACACACUUUUGACAGUGACCCAGAAAUUUCUGAUAUUGAUGAAGAUGACCAGGAAACUGUCUUUAGUUCCAUUGAUAUGCUAUCACCUAGUGGUCACUCUGAUGCCCAGACCCUUGCCAUGAUGCUUCAGGAACAGCUAGAUGCCAUCAAUGAGGAGAUCAGAAUGAUCCAGGAAGAGAAAGAAUCAACUGAACUGCGGGCUGAGCAGUUGGAAAGCCGUGUUACUAGCGGUAGCAUGGAGGCCCUGAAUUUGACACAACUCCGCAAGAGAGCAUCCAUCCCCACCUCCCUGACUGCCCUGUCCUUGGCUAGCUCAUCUCCUCCUAUCAGUGGUCGCUCUACUCCCAAGCUCAGUUCUCGCAGUGCUGCACAGGACCUUGAUCGAAUAUGCAGUAUGACACUUCCAAGUGACCUGAGGAAACAUCGGAGAAAACUACUUUCACCAGCAGGUCGAGAUGAAAGUCGAGAAGAUAAAACAACCAUAAAAUGUGAGACUUCUCCUCCUUCUUCACCCAGGACUCUACGUCUAGAGAAGCUUGGACAUCCUGCUCUGAGUCAGGAAGAAGGCAAGAGUAGUUCUUUGGAGGACCAAGCAAGUAACCCCAGCAGUAGUAAUAGCAGCCAGGACUCUCUGCACAAAGGCUCCAAGAGGAAAGGCAUAAAAUCUUCUAUUGGACGCUUAUUUGGAAAAAAAGAGAAAGGCCGCUUGAUCCAGCUGAGUAGAGAUGGUGCGACUGGGCAAGUUAUGCUAACAGAUUCGGAGAUCAACAUACAGGACUCUCUUGGUCUUGGCAAAUUAGGAGCCCAAGCAGAGAAAGAUCGCCGGCUCAAAAAAAAACAUGAGCUUUUGGAAGAUGCUCGAAGAAGGGGCAUUCCCUUUGCUCAAUGGGAUGGUCCAACAGUAGUCUCUUGGCUGGAGCUUUGGGUGGGCAUGCCUGCCUGGUAUGUCGCAGCAUGCAGAGCCAAUGUGAAGAGUGGUGCUAUAAUGUCUGCCUUGUCGGAUACAGAGAUACAGAGAGAGAUUGGUAUUAGCAAUGCACUUCACCGAUUGAAGCUGCGUCUUGCAAUUCAGGAAAUGGUGUCACUUACAAGCCCAUCAGCUCCACCCACCUCGAGGACAUCAUCUGGAAAUGUCUGGGUGACACACGAAGAAAUGGAAACAAUGGCAACCUCAACCAAAACGGACACUGAGGAGGGCAGUUGGGCACAGACACUGGCUUAUGGGGAUAUGAACCAUGAGUGGAUAGGGAAUGAAUGGCUUCCUAGCCUAGGUCUCCCUCAGUAUCGCAGCUAUUUCAUGGAGUGUCUUGUAGAUGCACGGAUGUUGGAUCACCUGACUAAGAAAGACCUUCGGGUGCACCUGAAAAUGGUGGACAGUUUCCAUCGAACAAGCCUGCAGUAUGGUAUUAUGUGCUUGAAGAGGCUGAACUAUGAUAGAAAGGAGCUGGAGAGGAGGCGGGAAGAAAGCCAGCAUGAAAUCAAAGAUGUGUUAGUAUGGACCAAUGAUCAAGUAAUUCACUGGAUUCAGUCCAUUGGGCUUAGAGAGUAUGCCAACAACAUUAUUGAGAGUGGGGUCCAUGGAGCGCUUAUAGCUUUGGAUGAAAAUUUUGAUUAUAAUAGUCUGGCUCUUGUGUUACAAAUACCAACUCAAAACACUCAGGCACGACAGGUGAUGGAGAGAGAAUUCAACAACCUACUUGCCUUGGGCACUGACAGGAGGCUUGAUGAUGGUGACGACAAAACCUUUCGGAGAACUCCCUCCUGGCGAAAGCGUUUCCGCCCCCGAGAGUUUCAUAGCAUGAACAUGCUCAGUGGGUCAUCAGAAACGCUGCCAGCAGGAUUCCGAGUCACCUCRUUGGUGCCCUUACCACCUCCUUCAGUGCCCCCGAAGAAAAUGCCACCAGAAGUUGGUGGAUCUGGGUCCCAAAGACUGGAAACAUCCACAGUUCGCACAUAUUCCUGCUGAGGUUCAAUUUCCAAUGGCAUUGUCCCAGGCCUCAGCACAUUCCCACUACUUAUAUGGUUAUACGCUGGCUCCUUUCCGGGAGUAGGCAAGAGACCAGACCAUGCCUGCUCCUUGGCUCCAAAGAACAGAAGCGACAGGUGAACCAGUUCAGGCCACAGGCCAAAAGGACACCGUUCCUCCUGCUUGUACACAACCCCCUGGUUUCCUGUUUGGUGUCCUUAAACCCCAGUUAUAUCAGUGGCUUCCCAUUUAUCCCUCCCCCUUCUCUUGGCUUUAGACACACUCUUACAGAGAGAGAGAGACUGAGAGAGAGAGACUGAGAAAACAGGCUUUUCUAUUCCCAAGUCUGUCUUGUGUGUAAUAUUAUAAUGUUGAGAUAGGUCUGGUAAGACAUGGAAGCACCUUAAUGCUCGUUUGCAGCAGUCCUUGCACCAUGAUCUGCCUGUGCUUCAUUCUACCAAUAUGCCUGAGAGCAGCAGUAGCCUUCUGUUCCCACAGGUAGUUCAGACCCAAUAAGACAAUCAUCAAGGAAACAAGGCAAUGAGAGCAUGGGGAAAUUGAACUUGUAACUCUCCCUUGGGUACAGCAGCCUUUUGCUGCUGCUUCCCAUCAUGCUAUAGGUUACAAGGAGCUUUUUCUGCCUAUGGACAUUAAUAUUGGUCCUCAGAUUAGAAAAGACCAGGGUUGGAAACAGAGUGGGGUGGUGGUCUUUGAUGAAAUAAGGGGAAGACAUUAACUACCAAGCAGGUGUGCAUGUCUUCCAUGCCCCAUGUCUGUUAUUCAAUUAAAUCAGAAGCUGGGAGUACAUGUGGUUUUCCUUACACAUCUCUGUUGGGUGCACAGUAAUUGCCCUAUUUUUCUCUUGUAGACAAACAGAAAACCCCCCUUUCUUCUCUUUGCAUUUACAGUAGCCUGUGAUUCAAAAGAUCCCUAGCUGUUACUGUUUCUCCCCUCUAAGGUAGGAUCUGUUUGUCUCCUCAUGCUGCCUUUUGCCUUGUGUGGCCCCCUAUUACUGAUGUGGUAUUUCUUGGUGGCUGGAAUGCCCUAUACUCCUACCGUGCUGUUUGGAAGUGCAAUAUCAAAGAGACUGUACAGUUGCAAUGUCUUUCUGGUGUACAACUUGCCUAAUACAGUAUUAAAUAUUUUUUUAAUUUAAAGAAGAAGUGAUCCGUUUAUAUCAACAACCUCUUUCUUUUGUCAAAUUGGUACUGCAUGGAUUCCAAACCCUGCGAACAGACCAGGAAUGGGUGUAUGUGUGUUCCAAUAAACCGGAUUUUAAAACAA